This is a messenger RNA of Ctenocephalides felis (cat flea), 870 nucleotides long. Its product is annotated as alcohol dehydrogenase [NADP(+)]-like. Lineage: Eukaryota; Metazoa; Arthropoda; Insecta; Siphonaptera; Pulicidae. The coding region runs from base 1 to 870 and encodes 289 amino acids. The record is from RefSeq and is a predicted model, not a curated record. The transcript is spliced from 6 exons. Gene Ontology annotation, cellular component: cytosol. Gene Ontology annotation, molecular function: aldose reductase (NADPH) activity.
AUGUCUUGCAAGCCAAAGAAAUUGGGCUGCAAAAUCAAAAUACCAAAAAUUGGUAUUGGCACUUGGAGGUUGCACGAUUCUAUGAAAACUGAAGCUGCCUUGUAUAAAGCCCUUGAAUUAGGAUACAGGCAUUUAGAUACAGCAUAUAUUUAUGGAAACGAAGUCUCAAUCGGAAAAGCCUUAAAACGAUGGUUCAAAAAAGGUCAUAGCCGAAAAGAAUUAUUUAUUACCUCAAAAUUGCCACCUUUUGGAUUACGAGACGAGGAUGUGUCAAGAUAUUUGUGUGAGACUCUCAAAAGAUUACAAUUGCAAUAUAUAGAUCUAUAUUUGGCACAUGUUCCUUUCGGAUUUUUUGCCUCCAAAUCAAUCACACUUGAUCAUCAAAAUGCAGGGAGUUGGAAUUGGCCAAGUUCUCUCAAUACCAAAAAUGCAAUAAAAUGGGACUAUGCAACAGAUCAUGUGGAAGUUUGGAAAGCAAUGGAACAAGAAGUCGACUUGAAAAGAACUCGACACAUUGGAUUAUCCAAUUUCAACAUUAGUCAGAUCGAAAAUGUCUUAAAACAUUGUCGAAUUAAACCAGCCUGUUUGCAGGUCGAAAUACAUCCUUAUUUACAACAGAAAAAGCUGUCAGUGUUUUGCCAUAAUAAUGAUAUUGUCCUGGUAGCCUACAGUCCUCUUGGAAGUAUGGGUAAUUCUGUAUCUGACGAUUUUGCCCCGGCGAUGUAUGAUACAACCGUGGAAGAUAUCGCCAGGGAAUUAGGAGUUACACCUGCACAGGUGGUUUUGGCAUACAUAAUGCAUUUGGGAGCGAUUCCAAUUCCACAAACAGAUGAUCCAAAUUAUCUCAAAGAUAAUUUUGGCUGCAGUUAA